Molecule: messenger RNA, 1620 nt
Organism: Leptomonas pyrrhocoris
Lineage: Eukaryota; Euglenozoa; Kinetoplastea; Trypanosomatida; Trypanosomatidae
Exons: 1
Coding region: 1-1620 (539 amino acids)
Biological process (GO): protein peptidyl-prolyl isomerization
Cellular component (GO): catalytic step 2 spliceosome
Molecular function (GO): peptidyl-prolyl cis-trans isomerase activity
Source: RefSeq, a predicted model, not a curated record
AUGCAGAUCCACGUGGAGGACGGCGCCGGCGCAUCGUCAGCAAAAGCGCGGUACUACGUCAUGGUGCCAGAGGUGUCGUGUACGCAACUGUUGAGUGGGCGGAGUUGCAUUCCACUUCCUAGCGGUGACGCGGAUGUUGGACCGACGCGGGUUUGUGGCCGGCCGAUUUACGUCUACGAAGUGACGAUGCAAGAGGGCUAUUCUGCUUCCACCGCGGUGGCGGCGGUCGUGCGGCGACUGUCGCACAGCCCCGGAGAGCUGGAGUCGUUGGUGCGCCAGGGCAGCGAUCUCGCCUGGAAGGGAGGUCUCGAGCAGGACGAAGCUGCAAUGCCAUGGUCGCCUCCGACUGCCUUCCACUUCUCUUUAACGUCUUUUGCAGGCGAGAUCCAGCGUUUGGAGACUCAGCGUGACCUGCACAGGAGCGGUAGCACGGCUGGUGAAGCACCCCACGCCCUGUGCCGCGCGCCGCUGCUUCUCCUCCGCCGUGCCGUGGCACCUUCACAAGACCUGAAGAAUCUAAUUGCCGCCUCUCCUCUGGGUGCUGCGCUCGGUGCGGAGGGUCGGAAACAACUCCUCGCCGCCAACACCACAACUGCCACGGUGGAAGGGCUUCUGCUGACGACAAGCGUGGAGGCGGGCACGACGUCCCUGUUGGUGUACUCCGGUGAGGUGCCGGGUAGUGGUUUAGCCGUGCAGCGCUUCCUGACUGCGCCGGCGCGAGCUCCGAUUACACUCGCCAGCGAAGCGAACACCCGCGAACUGCCUCACGAGAAAGGAGAAGCUAGUGCGGAGCAGCAGCAGCAACGGCAGCAACUGUGGGCGAAGUUGUGCGAGGAGCUGCACCGCGAGCGCGACUACGCGUGUGGGGCCCUUCUCAUGGCCACGGUAAGCCCUCCGCCUGGUAACACCGCCGCUGCAGGUGGUGCGGCUACGGCAUGUGUUCCACCGCCAAUAUCCACGAAUGACGCGACCGAGUCAGAGCACAAGGAAGAGGGCGUGGAGCCGGCUUCCACCGCCGCGAAUCACGUGCAGCCCGGCUCACCAGAGGCGCACGUGGUGGAGUUGCUAAAGGAUGUCGUCCCGCAGCUGAGCACCGCGGCGACAACAAAGCUGCCCGUUGCGCUGGUGCACGUGCGAGGCUACGGCACCGUUCGCGUGCACCUCCUCCCCCACAUCGCCCCGCUCGCCUCCGAGAACUUCGUUCGGCUAAGCCGACAGCGCAAGUACGACCGCCUCACCUUUCACCGCGUCAUUCCGAAUGCAAUAGUGCAGGGCGGGUGUCCGCGAGGGGACGGCACCGGUGGAGAAAGCGCCUUUGACGGCGGCGCGCCUUUCCAGGAUGAGGCUCUCCAUGUGUUUCCCUUCUUCUCCCACACGAUGGAGAAGGAUUGUUGCUGGCUGUGUAUGGCCAACGCCGGCCCAAACACAAACGCGUCGCAGUUCUUCUUUACGGUGCCGGGUGGGGAGGCGAUGCCGUGGCUGAACGGCCAUCACACCGUCUUCGGGUUUGCGGUGGAGGGGCUGGAUGUGGUGCGGGCCAUCAGUCUGGCCGCGCGAGACGAGGCGGACGCGCCGCUGUCGUCGAUCAUCAUUGAACGAGUGGACGUUCUCUCCGGCUAA